Molecule: messenger RNA, 1002 nt
Organism: Thyridium curvatum
Lineage: Eukaryota; Fungi; Ascomycota; Sordariomycetes; Thyridiales; Thyridiaceae
Exons: 3
Coding region: 1-1002 (333 amino acids)
Cellular component (GO): dehydrodolichyl diphosphate synthase complex; endoplasmic reticulum membrane
Molecular function (GO): ditrans,polycis-polyprenyl diphosphate synthase [(2E,6E)-farnesyl diphosphate specific] activity
Source: RefSeq, a predicted model, not a curated record
AUGCCGUUUACUGCGAAAGAUACCGACCUGUACCGGCGGGAUGAGAAGUUUGGCCACAAGCUGCUCACCAAGGAGGAGAGAACCCGGCUGUUGCAGCCCUACCUACCCACCCCGCCAUCGAGGUCUCCAAGUCGAAGACAUAGCCGUCGUCGCGAUGGAGGCUCUCGCUUUCAGGUGCGACGGUUCAUCCGAGCACAGCUUAAUGUUUUCUUCUUCACCAUCAUCCACACGAUCUUUUCUCUCUACAUUCGAAUUCGACAAGCAUACCACGCAGUCCGAGAUCAAGUGUACUCCAUCAUGUACUACCAUCAUCGCACCCCAGAGAUCAUAGAGCGCGACGUCAAGGAUUUGAUGAGACUGCCAAAGCAUCUCAGUGUGAUCCUGAAGCUUGAAGACGAUGGCAGAGGUGGAGCAGAGCUCGAAAGGCUGGUCAAUGAGGUGGCAGAUCUCGCAGCUUGGUGUGCGUCUGCCGGGAUUCCAAUGCUCUCUGUAUAUGAAAAGACAGGAAUCCUCAAGAGCUAUCUCCCUGAGACUCAUAGGGCUGUGUCUCAAAAGCUCGCAGCCUACUUCGGCCGUGUCCAUCCAGCGUUGACACUGCGAGCGCCCCAUGUGCCCUCGAUUGAAUCCGCGCCUUCAACCCGAGAGCGAGGACGAGAAGACACGGACGAAGGGCACAUCUCCAUCAUGCUUCUCUCGGCUGAAGACGGACGAGACUCGCUGGUUGAUCUUACGAAGACGCUAGCAGAGAUGGCCCAGCGAUCCAAGAUCUCGGCCGCCGAUGUCAGCAUUGACUUGAUUGACGCCGAGUUGAGCGAGGGUGUUAUGGGCGAACCUGACCUGCUCCUGCUCUUCAGUCCGAACGUGGAACUAUCCGGCUACCCUCCAUGGCAAAUCCGCCUCACCGAGAUCUUCCACGUCGAGGACAACCAGGGUGUAGGAUAUCAAGUGUUCUUGAGAGGUCUGCGCAAGUACGCCCAGGCCCAGAUGAGACUAGGAAAGUAG